Lindgomyces ingoldianus is the source of this 543-nucleotide messenger RNA. RefSeq lists its product as uncharacterized. Lineage: Eukaryota; Fungi; Ascomycota; Dothideomycetes; Pleosporales; Lindgomycetaceae. The transcript has 5 exons. The coding region runs from base 1 to 543 and encodes 180 amino acids. The record is from RefSeq and is a predicted model, not a curated record.
AUGAAGCUGAUAAGAAUGCAAGCCGGCAUUAGUAAAAGAUCUGUGGUUGUGCAUCAAAUUCAUUUAUUUCGAAGUCCGAAGGAGUGUCGUGCAGGAACCUUCAAUCUGAUAAUCCUGAUUGGUGAAGGGAACUGGCUUCACGCAACGGCUAGUCUGGCCUCAAACUUGUGCGACGUUGGGUUGGAGUCCGGGAGUGUGUUUGGGGGAGGAACCGAGUCCGAAGUCCGGGGUAGUGCUUCACCAAAAGAGAAUGCUUUGGGGAAACACUCGCCUGUUCCUGCCGUCAAAGAUAGAUUCGCUGCACAACAGUUCAAGUCAGCCACGGCCCGUUUGAUCAGGAAACUCUUCGUUGCACUAAACCGCUCCGCUCGUAUUGAGCUCCAUAUCAGCAUUUUCAAGGUAUCUAUUACUCUGGUUGAGGUGAAGCAAGCGAAGCUGAAGUGGCAUUGGUGCGGAUAUUACGGCUUGCCCCGAAUACCUACGGUGGGAGCUAAUGCACUAUGUUGGAGUCUAGUGGCAUGCAUUACUAGUGAGAGCCGAUAA